AUGUCAUUGUUUCGGUUGCCUUGCUGGGUGGUCAAGCGCAUCGACCAAAUUAGGCGUGACUUUCUGUGGUCAGGAUCUGACUUGGAACAUCCCGGGUGUCGAUUGGUGAGCUGGACAAACUUGUGUCGCCCGCACGACCAGGGUGGUUGGGGCAUCCUUGGAAUUGACACUUUUAAUCAGGCGCUGCUGAGGAAAUGGUGGUGGAAAUUCUUAACUUUUCCCGGUUGGUGUGGGUCGGAGGUUAUUCAAUUUAAUUAUGGGAUGAAUCGCUGGAAUAUGUUCCCCAGGCUUACUAGUCGGAUCUCUUUUUUCUGGAAAGGUGUUCUUAAUUGCCUGCCGGCGUUUCGUAGCUGUAUUGCACAUAAUGUUCAGUCGGGAUGGGAAACGCUUUUUUGGAAAGAUCAAUGGCUUGACGGUAGAGCUCCUAGGUUCCUGUGGCAGGAUAGGUUUGCCAGUUGCCUUCACCCUAACGGUUCAAUCCGGGAACUGAGUGCUCUGUUGGAGCAGCCUCCGUUCGUUUGUUCUCCUUUGCUGAAUCUGAUCAGAGAUACUUUGAGGGCCCCUAACAGUUCUGCACCUGACAAGAAAAUUUGGAGGCUUACCGGUAAUGGCGCGUUCUCUGUGAAAUCUUUCUAUUACUUCAUUUGUGAUGGGGGUGUGCGUUGUCCUGUCGCGAAGUUCUUCUGGAGUAGCAUCUGCCCAAAGAAGAUCAACCUCUUCAAUUGGCUAGCGUGGAAGGACAAAAUUCUGACAUUGGAAAACCUGGCCAAACGAAGAUGCAACCGCCCGCCCUCAUCGCUACUGCAAGUGCUUUUGUCAUGA
Molecule: messenger RNA, 822 nt
Organism: Dioscorea cayenensis subsp. rotundata (Guinea yam)
Lineage: Eukaryota; Viridiplantae; Streptophyta; Magnoliopsida; Dioscoreales; Dioscoreaceae
Exons: 1
Coding region: 1-822 (273 amino acids)
Source: RefSeq, a predicted model, not a curated record